AUGGCACCAAGCGAAUACUCCACCCCCGGUGGAGGCGGCAAACUAAAACUGAAAGGCUCCAAGACCAGCAACGGUCGAAUAGAGAAGAAAAAGAAGAAGAGCAGCAGCAGCAAGAAAUCGUCCGUCCCAGGUAGUGGAGAGGAGAGUGAGCAGCAGAAUCAGCAGGAGCAGCAACUUACAACAACAACAUCAGCAACUGCAAGUGGUGCUGAAGAGGAACCUCGCACUGAUGAAUAUGAACCUUCCUCAGCAUCUGGCUCUGCGGGAGCUGGGAAGACCGAAGCGGAGAGGAAGUAUGAGGAGAUGAGGCGGAAGAGGCUGCAAGAGCGCCUGAAACGAGAAGGGGUCAAAACUCACAAAGAGCGCGUCGAAGAAUUAAACAAGUAUUUGAGCAGACUAAGUGAACAUCACGACAUGCCAAAAAUUGGACCGGGCUAA
This is a messenger RNA of Aspergillus tubingensis, 438 nucleotides long. Its product is annotated as DUF1754-domain-containing protein. The record is from RefSeq and is a predicted model, not a curated record. Gene Ontology annotation, cellular component: nucleolus. Bases 1 to 438 code for a protein of 145 amino acids. The transcript has 3 exons. Lineage: Eukaryota; Fungi; Ascomycota; Eurotiomycetes; Eurotiales; Aspergillaceae.